CUACUGCAAUCCGAGACUAUGGGACGUCCCGGAGGAAUCUCGGAUGGCCUACUCCAGGCCGCAGGGUCCUUGUGGAUUUUAGGCAACAUAUAGAAGAGCCUGGGCCUGGGCUCGGCGUCCCCGAUGAGGCCCUUGUUUCCAUCCUCCAGAGUGGGCAGGAUGUCCUCAGAAGGUGUCCGAAAAUAGUGCAUGGUCGUCGGACUGACCGUCGGGGAUCGGGAGGGUAUGUCAUGGAGGACUUUCGCACAUAUGCUGACGCAUCAGCACCUGUGGUGAACACCUAAAAAUAAUGUUUAAAAAUAGAAAAAAACAUCAGAGAUUGUGAGGCUGGGUUCCUAACAUCUCCCCAAAUAGUUUUCAUGCAGAUUCAUAUGAUAUAUUUCACAAUUUAAGCAAAAUCAAAAAUUGGUCUGCAUCGUGCUUUGCUUUGUCAACAAUGGCAUUAACAUCGGCAUCAGAGCCAUCCUUCAAGCAUACCCUCCGCAAAUGGACAGACAGGCUUGCUUGUGUUUUGAGACAGCGUGGACAGAGCAAGUAGUGCCUGUUUGCUGUUUUACUUGAAUUAGAAAAAAAAGGCAUUACUUAGCAGGGCAUUACAUACAAGGCAUUACAAAGCAUGGAAUGUAAAAAGGAGAAUGGUACUAUAUCAAAUAUUACAAAAUAAUAAAGUAAUACCCCUAUACAAUUUUCAGUAUGUGAAGAGAGAAAAUAAUUCAGAUAUUACUUUUUUGUAGAUCAUGAAGAGCUGAGUGUAUUCUAUAUCUACAGAUCAUAUCAACAUAUUUUGAUAAAAAAUAAAAGAAAGGCUUACCUUUGAUGCAUUUAAGAUUCUUCACCAUGAAAUUCCAGUAUUUAUAAUGCCUGUUGCAUAAAGCUCCUCCCCCCACAAGCUAUUGUUGCAAGCUGAAAGGGGCGUGUUCUUACCUGUGUUUUUGAAGAUGUGUCUCUCAUUUUGGUUAAACUUCAGCAAACUUGCAGACUUUUUCCAAGAUUGGCUUUUUCUCCACAUUUGAUUCAUCAUUUCAAUCACACAUUCCCCAAGGUCUGGAAAAGAUAAUAAUUGUGUCUGUACAUAAAUGGAUGCAUUUCAUUCACACACAGAGCAACUGUGGAACUGCAAUGCAGUUUUGCAUAAUUUCUUCAAGUGAAACCAGUUUGAAUGGCCCUUCCCCAAAAGAUGUGAAACCAAUUUGAAUGGGCCAUUUACAAUUUCUAAAGCAGCACAUGAAUAAAGGGGUGGGGCUUCACUGCACUGGGGCUCUGUUAACCAAUGAGCAAAGACUUUGGCAUCAGAAAUACUGGACUGAUUUUGAAAGAAUUCACUCUCAGAAAUUUCUGAAGCAAGAAGGUUCCUGCCACUUCCCACAGAAAUCUACCAGCUGAAAUCUACUGAACUUCCGAAGAGCAUAUUCCUUGGCCAUCCAUUGAAUCAAAAGCAAUUCUAAUUGCUACCUUCUACUUCUAAAGCGCUGUUAUUCCUUGGCAAUAGCCUUUAAAAGCAAUUUUAAUUGCUAUUUAGUCAAGAAGGGUUUUCUCUUCAAAAAGCCUUUUUAAUUUGCUAUAUUUGAUUUGACCAUUCUGCCUAGAGAACUAAAGCUUACAUUCUUAAUUUGCUAAAUUUGAUUUGACCAUUCUGCCUAGAGAGCUAAAGCUUACAUUCUUAAAGGUUAUUGUUCUAAUUUGUCUUUCUUCUGAACAGCCGUAAUUCUUCCAGAGAUUCAUCUUCACUCACUGUCUCAUCUUAAGAAAUGGCUGGGGAAAAGAAAUCUGCAGCUGCACAUAGACACUAUCUACUCUGUCCAGUUUGUUUGAGGACCCAAGAGUCUCUAUCCUGUCACCUGCGCAGAGUCUGCAUGAAGGAUAAGACACCACCACAGAUCCUAGAGGUGGUUGAAAAGGCCAAGAAAGAUGUGUGUGACCUCCUGAAGAAUGGACGGGCUUUUAGUUAUGCAGUCCUGAAGCAAAUCGUCUCAUCACCAAAUCCAAUCGAAGGAUUGAUUGAGGAGCUGAAAUACCAUCACUUGUUUGUGACAGGAGUCCCUCCUCCUCUGCCCAUUGGUAAUCCAAGGUUGGUCACCGAAACCCUUUCUGAAUGCCCUGGGGAGGCACCCGGAGAGACAGAGCCAUCUGAUGUGGAAUCUUGCGGCAGCAAUGAGCUUUUUCAAUGUAGACAAGAGAAAACGUAUACCAAAGACAAAAUGGUGAAAGCGAAGGAUUUAGGCAUUUUGAAAAAGCAUUCAGCAGAUCAUCCAUUGCUCAAGCGCUUUGCCGACUACCUAAAGAAUGAUUACGAAAAUGCAAAGUACCAACAGGAGGUUGACACUGUUUCCCGGUACCUGUAUUUUGCUGAUCCUACGGAACCAUCUUUGAAGUUUGUCAAUGACAGAGAGAAGCUCAGAGACUUCCUGGGUCAACAGGCUAAGGCAGGGUAUAAGGCACAAACAUCAGGAAAUUACAUCAAGUGCUUGAAAAGGUUCUUGGAGUUCCACUUGACAAGGACCGGCUUGAGACAGGAUGACAGGGAGCUCUACAAGCAGUGCACGUUAUAUUUGAGUUUUUUAACUUCUUCACAGAGUGUCCUCUCUAAGCAAGCGAGCAAAGAAAUUGUGCAAAAGAGGCAUGCCUUGUUGUUUGACAAAAGUCAACCCACACCUCGUGAAUGCUUGGCUGUUCUUGAUAAAGGUGAAGGUGACUUAGUGAAAAUCAUGAAUCAACUUGAUGACAGUUCUUCUUCCUCCCUGAGUAUGACUGAGUGCAUAUUUGUGCUAUACUAUCUUGAGGCAAUUGUCAUACUAAGACACUGCCAACGGCCAUGUGUGGUGCAGAGCAUGAAGGUCAAGGAAUGGCUUGAACGGAAACACGCAGAUGAUGAUUCAAUCGUUUUUGUAAAGGACCACAAGACGGCUGCACAUUUUGUGGUCUCAAUUGUCCUGUCCAAGAAGGAGGAGGCGUGGUUUGAGAAAUAUUACAACAAAGUGCGGCCACAGCUCCUUGCUGGCGAAAGGAAACGUAAGCGAGAUGAGCAGGAUGAGAAGGAUGGAGAUGAUUUUUUCUUUGUGUCCUCCCGCGGUAAGCCAAUUUACAAUGCAGCUGGUGAUCUGAUAAAGCUCCAGCAAAAGUGCAACGUCCCCCAGGUGAGCAGCCAGGUUGUACGGAGGGUAUUUGAGACAGCAGCUAACCGCCUGGAUGACCCUCAGAAGAAAGCAGUUUCUGACUACCUGGGAUGAGGACUCCAAAAUCGUACCAUGACCCGUUUGGUGAGAUGUUUCAUAUGUUUUUUAGUGGAUCAAUUCUUGGCAUGUAUGGAUAAACUUUCUGAAUAUGAUGCGUGGCCUUUGACCUUUGGGGGGUGGUGGGGCGGCGGGUGACUCCUAAAGCUUACAGGGCAUCUGCCUUCAGAGACACAUAUGACGUGUCCCUGUUUGGUGAAAUGUUUCAUCUGUGUGUUUGUUUGUGCUGAUGGCUCUUUAAAGGAUAGGGAUGAGGACUCCAAAAGCGUGAAAUGACCCAUUUUGGUGAAAUGUUUCAUAUGUGUUUUUUAGUGCUGAUUUUUGUUUUUGUUGUGUAGCUGUUUUGCAACUUGUUCUAGCUUGUGUAACUUAAAUUGAGGUUCUGUGGUGAUAUCCUGUUUCUUAUCUUUAGAGAUAUAUCAAUUAAAAAUCGUAUUCAUUCUAGAGGACUGCUGAGGUUUCUCUCAUUUUGGUAAACUUCAACACACUUGCAGACUUUCUCCAAGAUUGGCUUUUUUUCCAAAGACAGAGAUACACUUUCAAGAUAUUUUAUUAACAUUUGCACUUCACAUUUUGAUUCAUCAUUUCAAUCACACAUUCCCCAAGGUCUGGAAAAGAUAAUAAUUGUGUCUGUAUGUAGCGGUUGCGUACUCUCUCGUUGCGUUGUGAUUGAGACCACGAUGGAACCAUUGGCAGCCAGCCGUUUAUUCUGGUGGAAUAUUUAACAUGGGAAAAUGCUCGUUGAGAACCCUCACAAUGGCAGCCUCUCACAGCCGGGGUAUACAUAGACUAGCCAUUUACAUGGAAAUAAAUAUCACAUUAAACAAAUUAAUAUUUGAAUGGGCGUUUGGUGACAUACCUGGUGGAAUAUUUAACAUGGGAAAAUGCUCGUUGAGAACCCUCACAAUGGCAGCCUAACAUGGGAGAAAGACAAGCUGAAGUAGCCUACACAUUCUUGGCGAAGUCCACGCUAGCUAAGUAGCUACGACCAAAGCACAUGGUAGCCAAGCUAGCGAUCCUAAGCCUAAAGUCCAUUUAAAUGUAAUAACCGAUUCCAAGGAACACAAUAUAUAUAUGUACAAGCAACCAAGUAUUAAUACAGGAUUAUGUACAAUUAGACUCCCGUAAUACAUCGCCAAAGUGUGGAUUCAUAUUUAACUGCUCUGACUACCUACCUCUCACAGCCGGGGUAUACAUAGACUGAGGAGAGGAGGCAGCAACGUACAAUACAACCCCCGCAUUCCGCUAGGGGGAGCUCUAGCACUCCAACCAAGGCUCCCACUACCACAGCCAGCGCAAGGAUCUCGCUGGCAAUGGCAAGUGGGAAGCAUUAACCCUGCUACAUGUACAUAAAUGGAUGCAUUUCAUUCACACACAGAGCAACUGUGGAACUGCAAUGCAUUUUUGGAUAAUUUCUUCAAGUGAAACCAGUUUGACUGGUCCUUCCACAAAAGAUGUGAAACCAAUUUGAAUGGCCCAUUUACAAUUUCUGAAGCAGCACAUGACUAAAGGGGUGGGGCUUAGUGUAUUCUCCAACCGCACCACUCAGUCCGAUUAGGGCACCCGUUUCGGCCUCAGACGCGACGUUGUCCCGCUGCUCUGGAGCUCUGGGAAGACUUCCAGACCGUUGGCGACCAACCGCACCACUCAGUCCGAUUAGGGGACCCAUUUCGGAAUUUGAGUUUAUCUGAAAUAUGAGGGGUGGGGAUGAAACUGAGGCCCCUCUCCAGCAGCUGAGUUUCCGUUUCUGACAGAUGGAAGAUGGUGGAUAGGUUCAGAAUGUUAGAUUCCUGGGGACGGGGGUGUCCCUGUUGGGACUUAGUCCCCGCCCGAAGUUUAACUGAUCCAGCCUGUGAAGAUGUGAAUGGCACCUUCAUUGUUUUAAACCAUGUUUUAAAAGAUGCACAUAUUCCUGUCUGGCUGUUAGCCGUAAUAGUCUGCAGCUGUGGCUCAUAGGCUAAUUGAGCCACACCCAUUCUGGUGCUCCUUAAGAAGGCCAGGGUUUUAGACUGGAGGGAGGCUUGAGUUGUGCAAGUGACUCGACGGUUGUGCUAUGUGUUUAAAGUAAAAAUAUGCUUUUUAACAACAACCUUGUGCGUCGAGAAAACUCUUUUUCACAUUUGGUGGCAGUGGUGGGAUGAUUCCUCUAGCUGAGUGGAGGGGACCCACAUUUCGGAAAAUAUUGUUUGAGGAGCUUCAUGGUGGAAGCCGCAGGGAAGGGUGAGCAGGUAGACGAAGAGACCUGCUGGGAGGGGAGAUCACUGGUGGAGUUGAACUGCUGUC
Molecule: messenger RNA, 5513 nt
Organism: Gadus chalcogrammus (walleye pollock)
Lineage: Eukaryota; Metazoa; Chordata; Actinopteri; Gadiformes; Gadidae
Exons: 4
Coding region: 1749-3227 (492 amino acids)
Source: RefSeq, a predicted model, not a curated record